AUUGUGGGAUAGGAUUCGUUUAAACAAAAUGGCUCUCAACAUGGCUUCCAUCGAGAUGCGAUGAACGUAGGAAUAGAAAAUUUAACUAACGGACAUAUGAAGGAUGUAGAAAGUAUAACCGUUUAUUGGUAUGGCUCUGGUGGGAGCUUGUAAAAGAAUCUAGCGAAUAUUUCUAUGCAGUUCUUGAUUACUGCAAGACAGAGCCGACCGGCUAACCGGAUUACAUGCGCUGUUAUUAGAUUUGGAUUAAAGAUUGUUAAACGUUAAACUAGCAAAAUGAUGUGUGAUGUGAUGCCAACCAUCUCAGAAGAUGGGCCAAACGAUAGGGACUCGCAAUAUUCGGGCGAUGACGCCAAUUUCGAACAACUGAUGGUCAACAUGCUCGAUGAACGCGAUAAACUUAUGGAGACGCUGAGGGAGACUCAGGAGGAAUUAAUGAUCAGUAAAGCUAAAUUACAGGAACUCGAACGUGAGCGCGACCUACUACAAAAGCAAAUACAAUGUAACGCUCCUCAGGAACUCUCCAACUUAACUAAAGAUUUAAGCGUCACCAAAGAAAAAUUAAUUGAAAAGGAAGAGGAAGUCAGUGAAUUAAAAGCCGAAAGAAAUAAUACACGGCUACUCCUCGAACAUUUGGAAUGUCUUGUAGCCCGUCAUGAGAGAUCUUUGAGAAUGACCGUCGUUAAACGACAAGCAUCUUCCCCGGCUGGUGUUUCUAGCGAAGUGGAAGUUCUAAAAGCUCUUAAAUCGCUUUUCGAACAUCAUAAAGCCCUCGAUGAAAAGGUUCGGGAAAGGUUAAAGAUGUCGUUGGAAAGAAUUCAACAACUUGAAGAAGAAUUAGGAAAUGCCAAUAACGAAUUAUUUCACUUACGGGAACAAGAAGCCAAACAUCGGCAUUCCACUAUAGAAGAUUCCUCGAACACUUCCAAUGAUAUUUCCCACACGAAAGACAAAGAGUCUAAUAAGCAUACGUUGAACGGCUGUCUAGAAGAUGGAGACAAUAAAGAAAAUGAUAAAAACGAUAGUCGCUUAGCUAAAGUUAAAAUAAUUGAAUUAACCAAUAAAUUGAAUGAAAUUGAAGAGCAAUUAAGUAAUUCUCAAAAAGAAGUUGCGAAAGGACAUGAUCAAAAUUCGAAAUUGCAACGAGAUUUGCGAGAGUCUUUAGCUCAACGUGAAGAUCAGGAAGAGAGAAUUGCAACUUUGGAAAAGAGAUAUUUGAAUGCCCAACGUGAAUCUACCUCAGUACACGACGCCAACGAUAAAAUGAAAGCAGAAUUGGCUAUGAAAGAAGCACAGUUAAAAACGACUGAAGACAAAUUACGUAAUCUUCAAGAGAAAUUGGAUACUGUCGAGCAGAAACUGCAACGCAAUUCUGAAACUUUACCGUCCGUUGAAGCGGAAUUAGCUCAAAGAGCCGAAGCCCUAUCCCAAGCUGAAGAACGGUUUGGGACGAAUGAAGAGAGGAUUAAGAAUUUUGAAAAUCAACUGGAAGAGAGAAGUCAGGAAUUACAAAGGGCUAAACAGAGAGAGAAGAUGAACGAAGAGCAUAAUGCUCGUUUAUCAGCUACUGUCGACAAGCUCUUAUCCGAAUCUAAUGAAAGAUUACAACUUCAUCUCAAAGAACGGAUGCAGGCACUGGAGGAUAAAAAUAAGCUGAAAAAUGAAUUAGAGCAAUUGAGGAAAAGCGGCGAAGAUAUGAAAAUGGAGCGGGAUCAUUGCCAAUCCGAAGUUGAUAGGUACAAGCGCGACGUUAUCGAGCUACAAGCCCAAAUCGAUAGACUAAAUAAUACGGCACCAGUGGAUCCGGAAGUAUAUAGAAGGAAUCAACGUGGAAGACAGGGGCUGAUUGAUGAUCCUAAUAAAGUUCACACUUUAAAUGAGCAAGAAUGGGAUAAACUACAGCAAGCUCAAGUUUUGGCAAAUGUGCAUCAUGCUUUCGACGCGAGCGAUACGGAAGCCGUAACAGAUGAUGAAUCUAUGUUUGGACCUGUAGAUGUUCUCUCUCCAACUGGUCAUGCUGAUGCUCAAACACUAGCACUUAUGCUUCAAGAUCAAUUGGAUGCUAUUAACAAUGAAAUUCGAUUAAUCCAGGAGGAAAAAGAAUCCACAGAACAAAGAGCGGAAGAGUUAGAAAGUCGAGUAGGUAGUGGUAAUUUGGACGUAGCUUCAGUAAGGUCAUACAGAUGGAGGCCUCCUCCUGAACGUUCCUCUUUGGAGCGUGUCUCACCGCCUUUAUCUGGGCGAUCAACGCCCUCUCCACAUUACCCGACCGUUCCAAGAGAUUUCAUGCAUAAGUAUAACACAGCACCGGCUGGUUCGUUAAGUCAUCAUAUGUAUGCUUAUUCGUCUAGUCCGCAAAUUGCCUUGUCAAAUAGUUCUGAUUUACAGCCUUUACAGCCUGCAAGCGCAUCCCGUGACGAUUUGUCAACCAGAGAAGGAGAUUGUAGUCCUCCAGCAACACCGCAUUCUAUGAGGUUGGACAGAAGUGAUCAUACCAUAAAUACCAGCUAUGGAAUACUAACAGGCGAGCAAUUAAUGAAUGCGUCUGUUUCUUCAUCUUCUUCCGGCGGAACAACCGCUGGAACAACUGCUGGAACGGCUGCCAGCACAACAGUUUCCACUGCGCCACAAACAACUAUGAGCACAAGAUCUGUGAUUGCUCAACCAACAUUUAUCAGAACAUCAAUGGAUAGUUCACAAAGUACACCCAGCCCUCUAAGUUCGAACAAUUCGUCACAAGAUUCCUUGCAUAAACAACCAAAGAAGAAGGGAUUGAAAGGAUCGUUAAGCCGCUGGUUUAAAAAGGAUAAGGUUCGGGGAAAGGAGCUAUUAACAGCCCAAUUCCAUGCCCAUCAUUCCUCCUCGCCAAGUAAACAAACUAACAGCGGAAUAGUAUCGUCGGCUUCGGCGACAAUAAGGCGACCCCUAACGGAUACACUACGUACAACAACUUCCGCUUCGGCGGCGAAUUUUCAGAACAUUGACGACGAACUCCUUAAUACUACCUCGCCGUAUGCUGAAGUAGAAAUUGGCACAGAAAACAUGGGAAUGACUCUUGGUAAACAAUCCGAGUUUGAUAGACGUAAAAAGAAGAAGAAUGAAUUAUUAGAGGAAGCCAUGAAAGCUGGUACGCCAUUUGCCCUGUGGAAUGGCCCAACGGUGGUUGCAUGGUUAGAAUUAUGGGUGGGCAUGCCAGCGUGGUACGUUGCUGCUUGCAGGGCAAACGUCAAAAGCGGAGCGAUUAUGUCCGCUUUGUCUGAGCAAGAAAUUCAACGCGAAAUCGGUAUUAGCAAUCCAUUGCACAGACUAAAAUUACGAUUAGCAAUUCAAGAAAUGGUUUCGCUGACGUCACCGUCAGCACCACCCACUUCUAGGAUGUCAUUAGCCUUUGGCGAUAUGAACCACGAAUGGAUAGGCAACGAAUGGCUUCCUUCCUUAGGCCUACCUCAGUAUAGGACGACUUUUAUGGAAUGUCUAGUCGACGCUCGUAUGUUGGAGCACUUAACAAAGAAGGAGUUACGUGGCCAAUUGAAAAUGGUGGAUAGCUUCCAUAGAACUAGCUUACAAUACGGUAUAACCUGCUUGAAGCGAUUAAACUACAAUAGACAAGAAUUGGAAGCUCGCCGAGAAAAUUCCGAACUGAAUGAUAUAAUCGUUUGGACGAAUGAACGAGUUAUAAAAUGGUUAAAUUCUAUAGGGUUGAAAGAAUACUGUAAUAAUCUCAUAGAAAGCGGCGUUCAUGGCACCCUUAUUGCUCUAGAUGAGAGUUUCACGCAUAGCAUAUUAGCCUUGGCUAUGCAAAUACCAACUCAGGAUUCAAACGCACGCCAGACGCUUGAAAAAGAAUUUAACCAUUUACUCACGAUAGGAACGGAUCGACGUGUUGAAGAGAGUAACACGUAGCGAGAUGGUAAGGAAGUUUUCUUUAUCGCUCAUGUUCCUCUUACCUUUUUUUUUCCUUUUUUUUUUUAAUUAAAUAUUGUAUUAUAAAAUUAUGCAUAUAUAUAUAUCAUAUUAUAUCUAUUAGAAUAUUGUUAUAGUAACAUACAUCUAUGUAUAUAUGUUUGUAUAUGUUGCCGAAUUUUUUUUUGCACUAAUCCAAACUAAUAAUUAGAUAGGGCUAUGGCUUUUUUUUUUGGGUUUUUUUUUUUACUUAACAGCUCAACACAAACAAAAUUGUUUUCUCGAAAACAAACAAAAUUCAUUCUUUGUUUAUUAAAUUAUUUUUUAUUAUUAUCAUUAUUACUAUUACUAUUAUUAUUGUUUUCAUAAUAAUCUACUAUCCCUCCCCCGACUUUCACUUAAUCAUCAUUACAACUACUCUUUUCUUAUUCAUCUAUCUAUUUUAUACUAUUUCCUUUCUCCUCUCAUUUCCUUGCCCUUCCUUCCCUCCUUUCUUUUGCUGAAUCUACCUCCCUUAUAAAUAAUAAUAGUAAUAAUAAUAAUGAUAAUAAGAACAUUAUAAUAAAUAGAUAACAUUAUUUGUAUUUUCUUUUUUAUUAUCAUCAAAAUGAAUAAUUAAAAGCAUGAGUUUGCUGUGGCUAACGUAGAUCAAUAGUUCGUUAGUUAGUUAUUGUUUGAAGUACAAUACUUGGGCCUGUUUGGUGUAAUAUUAGGUAUAAUUAUUCUAUUUGUUGGAUUGAUAAAAUGAGACGAAUCGUAAUUAUAUAAAUUGUUCAAAACGAUGUUCAUAGCCGAUAAGUCGUAUUUGUGGCAUAAUUUAUUCGAGAUAGCCGCCAUCUUUCGCCUCUUGGUCGUCCCACAGGUGGAUGUCGAUCGUUUAGGCGAUAUACAGUUUGCGUCAAGACUACAAAGUACUAGCCACUUGAGAAAACGCUGUCUAACUAUUUUAGUAUUAUAGAGAAGUAAACCGGAAAUGUAAUGAAAGCUGUAGCCGGAUGCCCGGGUAGGGUUUGUUGGCAAGUAGAGAAACAUUUGUGGAUGGGUUAAUAAAUUCAGUGGACGACGAGAUUGGAAGCCGAAUAUUUGAAUUCCACCGGAUUUGUGGGCUGAAGCGAUCGUUGUUUGCCAUAUAUUUUCUGUUAUAUGUAGAUCGUCUCCCGGCUCCAGCCAGAGAAUAGAGCCAAAUUCAAUCACUGCCAUCUGUUGGUUUCAUUAUAAAUUAUAUAAAUAUGACCUAAAUUGUACUUUUCCCUAUCCCCUCCUGUAUUGUAGAGGAGAGAAAAAAAGACAAGACUAUAGUAUUAUGUAUAUUUGUUAUUUACUUGUAAAAGUAGUGGCCUCCAAGUGUGUUUAAAGCGAACUCGCCUUGGAUUGAUAAACCGUUUUUGAAAACCUCGAAUUCCGACAUUGCACAAGUUCUUGAGCUAGAGAAUAAAUAUUUUAUUUGUAUAAAAAGUCAAAUCUUUAGAGAGAAAGGUAUCGUAAAUAUGUACAAUUUCAGACAAGAAUGCGAUAAGGAUACGGUGGCUGACUUACCGAAUUCCUCUGAUAAGGAAAGGGAGACGCGAAACUGAAAAGGGCACCAUCUUGGAGAAAGAAAUUGAAGGCGAAAGAUAGCCAAAGUCCUUCGGUUUCUGCGUCUAAUUCCCCAUCCAGACGCGCUAAAAGGGGCGAUAGUGAACACUGAUUAUAGGAGAAAAAAAUCGCACAAAUUUAGCAAUAUGUAUAAAUAUAUAUACGUACAUACACAUCAUUCAUUUUGUAUAUAUGUAUAUAUAUAUCUAUAUAUAUAUAUAUAUAU
Molecule: messenger RNA, 5704 nt
Organism: Dimorphilus gyrociliatus
Lineage: Eukaryota; Metazoa; Annelida; Polychaeta; Dinophilidae
Source: the annotation of a GenBank genome assembly